AUGGAGUAUCUUAAGUUGCAAGACUACAUAGGAGCAAAACUACUGGUGACGGUGAACAAAGAUCGCCUUAUUGUUGGUAACCUUGUAGCGGUGGAUUGCAGUUGCAAUCUUUUGCUGGACGGUGUCGAAGAGACCACACGCCAUUGCAAACGACGCCUUGGAUUGGUGAGUGUGCCCGGCUCUACUAUUGACAGUGUUGAGCUUGACAAACACGAAAUCGACAAAAUGAUUGCUAGAAGACAUGCCAUCUUGCAAGACGUUGUGUAG
Molecule: messenger RNA, 267 nt
Organism: Lachancea mirantina
Lineage: Eukaryota; Fungi; Ascomycota; Saccharomycetes; Saccharomycetales; Saccharomycetaceae
Source: the annotation of a GenBank genome assembly